Molecule: messenger RNA, 2353 nt
Organism: Carcharodon carcharias (great white shark)
Lineage: Eukaryota; Metazoa; Chordata; Chondrichthyes; Lamniformes; Lamnidae
Gene: trap1
Product: TNF receptor-associated protein 1
Exons: 18
Coding region: 23-2164 (713 amino acids)
Biological process (GO): protein folding
Cellular component (GO): mitochondrial inner membrane
Molecular function (GO): ATP hydrolysis activity; ATP-dependent protein folding chaperone; protein kinase binding
Source: RefSeq, a predicted model, not a curated record
UGAUGUCACAGGCGCGACGGUCAUGGCGCUGAUUGGCACAUAUCGAGGCUUCUCUGCCCUCCGGGCGCUGCCUCGAACCCGGACCCGGUCCUGGGCUUCCAGCCGGGGACUGGGGUACAGCGCAGCACCGGAGAGAGAAACUUCCAGGCUCCGUUGUUCCGUCUUUUUGAAUCACCACCAGGCCCGUGUCACCACCACGACUUCUUUCUCCUGGCGCUCUUACAGCACCCAGACAGCACAGAGUCAGGAGGAAGAGUCAUUACAUAACAUCAUCACUGACUCUGAGAAUGUGGAAGGAUCUUUUACCAAGUAUGAGUUUCAAGCAGAGACGAAAAAGCUUCUGGAUAUUGUUGCCCGGUCUUUGUACUCUGAGAAGGAGGUAUUUAUUCGUGAGCUGAUAUCCAAUGGAAGUGAUGCCCUUGAAAAGCUCCGUCACAAAUUGCUAAGCAACGCUCAGGACCAGGGGCCACUGGAACUUCACUUGCAGAGUGAUACGGAGAAGGGAACCCUAACGAUCCAAGAUACUGGUAUAGGGAUGACCAGGGAAGAACUCGUUCUGAAUCUGGGAACUAUCGCACGUUCUGGAUCUAAGGCUUUCCUGGAGGCUUUGCAGAGCCGGACAGAGGCUGGCACUGGGAUCAUCGGGCAGUUUGGGGUUGGAUUCUACUCUGUGUUCAUGGUGGCUGAUAAAGUGGAGGUGUAUUCACAGGUUGCAGAGAGUAGCAGCACAGCAUAUAAAUGGACUUCUGACGGCUCUGGGAUGUAUGAAAUUGCUGAAGCCACUGGGGUGAGGUCAGGAACAAAAAUCGUCAUCCACUUGAAGGAAGAUUGCAAAGAGUUUGCAAGUGAAGAUCGGGUUCGAGAGGUGGUGAACAAAUACAGCAACUUUGUCAGUUUUCCAAUCUACUUGAAUGGACGCCGAUUGAACACGCUCCAGGCUCUGUGGAUGAUGGAUCCAAAGGAGAUCAGCGAGUGGCAACAUGAAGAAUUUUACCGCUACGUCGCAAAGGCUUAUGACAAACCACGAUACAUCCUUCAUUAUCGAACUGAUGCCCCACUCAACAUUCGCAGCAUCUUCUAUGUACCAGACAUGAAGCCGAGUAUGUUCGACGUGAGCAGAGAGAUGGGGUCCAGUGUGGCAUUGUACAGUCGGAAAGUGUUGAUUCAAACUAAAGCCAGCGACAUCCUACCGAAGUGGCUCCGAUUUCUGCGCGGUGUUGUUGACAGUGAAGAUAUCCCAUUGAACCUCAGUAGAGAGCUACUGCAGGAGAGUGUGCUCAUCAGGAAGCUGCGAGAUGUUCUGCAGCAACGCCUGAUCAAAUUCUUCCUGGACCAAGGGAAAAAAGAGCCGGAGAAGUUCAUCAAGUUUUAUGAGGAUUACGGAUUGUUCAUACGUGAGGGGAUUGUGACGACUGCUGAGCAGGAUGUGAAGGAGGAUAUUGGAAAACUGUUGAGAUUUGAAUCGUCUGUGCUGCCAGCGGGUCAAGUGACCAGUCUAGCGGAGUAUGGCAGCAGGAUGAAAGCAGGCAGUCGGAAUAUUUAUUACCUGUGUGCCCCAAACCGUCACCUGGCAGAAUAUUCACCGUACUUCGAAGCCAUGAAGAAGAAGGAAAUGGAGGUUCUUUUUUGCUAUGACCAGUUUGACGAACUGACUCUCCUACACCUACGGGAGUUUGACAAGAAGAAGCUGAUUUCUGUGGAGACUGACAUUGUGGUGGACCAUUAUAAGGAGGAAAAGUAUGAGGACAGCAGGCCAGUGACUGAAAGCCUGCCUGAGUCAGAGGCUGAGGCACUCGUGGCGUGGAUGCGGAAUGCACUUGGAGAACGAGUGGCGAAUAUUAAGUUGACGCCGCGGUUGGACACUCACCCUGCCAUGAUUACUGUGCUGGAGAUGGGUGCUGCGCGACACUUCCUACGCACUCAGCAGCUUGCCAAGUCCAGCGAGGAGCGGGCUCAGAUUCUGCAGCCAACGCUGGAAAUCAAUGCUAGUCACUCACUGAUAAAGAAAUUGAAUGAAUUACGAGACAAGAAUCUGGAACUAGCUAAGUUGCUGCUUGACCAGAUUUAUGACAACGCCAUGAUCGCUGCGGGGCUGAAUGAUGACCCCCGACCUAUGGUCAGCAGAUUGAAUGAGCUUCUGACCAAAGCACUGGAAAACCACUGAAGAUUGAGGGACGGGCCCUAAUGCCUCUGGUCGGCAUGUGUGGCGUCUUAGGACCAUCAAGAAAGAUCCGGCAAUCCAUCCCCACUGAGCCUGUGUUUGACAUUGUGCUUUGUGCCAUGUAAUUUGUCCAAUCACAAACAGUGUUGACACAAAUAAUAUAUGUUGAAAUAAAAGAUUCUCCAAGUAAAA